AUGUCUAACAUUUUGAUUGAACAGCAUCCGCUGCAGAGGCUUCCUAGCCCUUCAAGAGGCCUGUCGGCUCUGGUUCAUAUCACCGGGCUUGCGAGCUUUCUAUGGUCAUUUAAGUUUAUGCAUGAUAAUCCUAAUAGGGCAGAUGAGGCAUAUGGCUGGCAUUUUCAGUAUUUGACCGUGAUUGGUCUGACCUUGUCUACGUUGACCUUUGCCGUUGCCUUGUUGGCAGAUAUUACCUUGUCCCGGCGCUUAUUUCUGGUCAAAAACCUGCUGUCAGUAUGCAGUGCACCGAUGGAGGUUCUAAUUAGCGUUAUGUACUGGGGGCUUCGACUGAUUGACGAGCGGCUAGUGGUUCCUGAUUGGGCUGUGAUACCCCUUCACGCGGAUAUUGGCUUCCAUGCAACCCCGUCUAUUGUGAUGUUGGUAGAUCUACUGUUUCUGUCUCCCCCAUGGACUAUCACCGCUCUGCCCUCAUUGGGAAUAUCGGGAACUAUUGCGUUUGGUUAUUGGUUUUGGGUGGAGCAGUGCUUCCUGUACAACGGAUGGUACCCGUACCCCCUUUUUGAACAGCUAUCAACCGUGGGUCGUAUUGGGCUUUUCUCACUGAGUGCCGUUGUCAUGGCGAUGAGUACUGUCACACUUCAAUGGUUAUAUGGCCGGGUAAAUGGAUUUGGUACUGGUAUCCCGAGUCAGUCUCGCCCAGGCGAUAUCAAGCGGAAGGAUGGUCUUUGA
Messenger RNA from Penicillium odoratum, 732 nucleotides. RefSeq names its product androgen-induced gene 1 family protein. Bases 1 to 732 code for a protein of 243 amino acids. NCBI's taxonomy places the organism in Eukaryota, Fungi, Ascomycota, Eurotiomycetes, Eurotiales, Aspergillaceae. Gene Ontology annotation, cellular component: membrane; endomembrane system. The record is from RefSeq and is a predicted model, not a curated record. The transcript has 6 exons.